Messenger RNA from Lobosporangium transversale, 2507 nucleotides. RefSeq names its product endoplasmic reticulum Oxidoreductin 1-domain-containing protein. The record is from RefSeq and is a predicted model, not a curated record. NCBI's taxonomy places the organism in Eukaryota, Fungi, Mortierellomycota, Mortierellomycetes, Mortierellales, Mortierellaceae. The coding region runs from base 131 to 2395 and encodes 754 amino acids. The transcript has 8 exons. Gene Ontology annotation, biological process: protein folding in endoplasmic reticulum. Gene Ontology annotation, cellular component: endoplasmic reticulum membrane; endoplasmic reticulum. Gene Ontology annotation, molecular function: FAD binding; protein-disulfide reductase activity; thiol oxidase activity.
CCUUCUUUUACUUUUUAUCUUUCUUGCAUUUCACAGCAUACAUUCACUUCAUUCAUUCAUUCAUUCUUCAUUUCAGCUCGUCUACAACAACAUCAUCCCUAAUUACAACAUAUACAUUCAUUUUUAAGCAAUGCGGCCUACUCUAAAACAGCCGCAGAUCGCUCUGCCUUUCUUACUUCUCUUUCUGGUCGAUGCUCUCUCCAUCCUUUCUUUUCCAUCACAUGCUGCAGCUGUAGUCCCAUCCCCUAUUCCUAAACCUGCUUCCAAAUCCGCACCUCGACAUGACCCUUUCCAUGGCCUGUUUGGCCCACCUCCUAGUCUGGGUGAUGUUGGCACUUCGGGACAAAUGAAUGCUGCCACUGCACGGAAAGGGCGCAUGGUCAAUGUGCCUUACUUUGUUCAGCACCUGAUUUCAAAGCAGAACAAUAACAGUAACAGCAAGCAGCAGCACAAUCAUCAUCACCAUUCACCACACUCUCAUUCUCACCACAGCCACCACAAUAAUCAUCAUGACCAAGAAAAACAUGACCAUAGUCUUCACAAGUCAGAACAAUGUCGACAAUCGAUGCAAAUUGAAAACUCACUCUGUGAUUACGAUGCAGUUGAGACUAUCAACCGUGAAAUGAGAAAGCAGCUCGAGGUCCUUGUCCGACAAAAGUUUUUCAAGUUUUAUAAAGUCAAUUUGUACGAAUCAUGUCCCUUUUGGACGGAAAAUCAUCUUUGCAUGAACAAAGAUUGCGGCGUCGCUGUUAUCGAUGAGAGCGCUAUUCCUGAAGAAUGGAGGAGCGCAGCCCUCGGUGCUAUCUCUUCUCCCAAGAACGGCUUUAAUUUUCAACCAUUCAAGAGCUGUCAACUCAAGGACCAGGACUUUUGUCAGGUGGAUGAUGAGGCAGUUUCCGAAGGUGUAUAUGUGGAUCUAAUGCAAAAUCCUGAAAGGUUUACGGGCUAUUCCGGCCCAUCAGCAGCUAAAGUCUGGGAUGCAAUCUAUAACGAGAACUGCUUCAAUAUUGCAAAAAGGAUGCAACUCGAAACGGAUUGUGAACAAUGCUCAUUGGAUCGUCAGGCAAACGAGGAAAUGUUGGCAGACAAACUAAAGUCUGCUGCUACAGCUGGUGUUUCUAUGGCCAGGAACCCAUUGACUGUUGCAUCAAGCUUGUCAGAACCAUUCAACCCUUUGACAGCUGGUACUCACCAGGACGAGGAGCUCUGUCUGGAAAAGCGGGUCUUUUACAGAAUGAUCUCUGGGCUGCACGCAUCUAUUUCUAUCCAUAUCUGCGAUGAACACUUUAAUCAAACGUCAGGAGUCUGGGGCCCCAAUCUUGAAUGUUUUGUGUCAAGGGUUGGUGCUCACCCAGAUCGCCUUGAAAACAUCUUUUUUGACUAUGCAAUUUUGGUCCGCGCUGUGACCAAGCUUUCGGGUUAUUUGAAGAAUUACGAGUUCUGUACUGGUCACCCAGAGGAGGACGCUCAGGUUAAGGCCAUGGUGGACCGUUUGAUUGAGACAUCGAUGAAAUCGCCCGCAAUCUUUGACGAAAAAGCCAUGUUUGUUGGACCUGAAGCGCAAGCACUUAAGCUUCAGUUCCGAGACCAUUUUAGAAACAUUACCAAGAUCAUGGAUUGUGUCGGAUGUGAAAAAUGUAGGCUUUGGGGUAAAGUCCAGACCUCAGGUUUGGGUACAGCUCUGAAAGUCCUCUUUUCCUAUAAUGAUGAGCAUUUGAACCCUGUCAAUAACCCAAAUCUGCUGCAGAGGACCGAAAUUGUCGCUCUUUUCAAUACCUUCAACCGGCUUUCCGAGAGUGUAGAAUCAAUUACCAAAUUUAGAGAGAUGUAUAUGCAGCAAUAUGGUUCUAAUAAGAUACCAACCGCAGCAGCAGCCAUCGAUGUCGAUACUUCAGCAAUCAGUCCUGUCAACUCAGAACGCCAGAAGCAACAACAGCAGCGGCAACAACAACAGCGCUCUGAGCCUAUGCCAGUACUAGAAUCAACACAAACAAAAAAUGAGGUGGAUAGUAAAAAUCAUCCAACGUUUUCCGGAGUCAAGCCAUACUUCACAUCUGUACUGGAAAGCCGUAGAUCAUUUUCACAGCCUGCACAUAGAGAAUCAAUAACAGCUAAUCAUCGUUCAUCUUCAAAUGGUCAGCGCGAUUCAUCAUCGCCCUAUCUGUCAAUGAGCACGAAUCGAUCGUUUUUAUCACGCCUUGGAAUGUAUCUAAAAGGUACACAGGAAUGGAUGCAGAUCAAGGGCGCCGGAUUCCGCAGCCUGAUUCUGGAGAUGUAUGAACACCCAAUGUUGUUAUUUUAUGGCGAGCAAAGAAGUGCCCGGAGUAAUAUCAAUAUGCCAGCCAAGAACUCAGUAUCAUCUUCCUCCUCAGUAGUCCAAGAAGGUGACAUAUAGAGCCAUGAAAAUAUAUUCACAAUUUGUCUUUUACAAAAUAUUAAAACAAGUGUAUUUAUAGAAUUUUUAAAAACGAUUUUAUUAUGAGAUGGCAAAAAUAAAAAAUGAUGGU